AUGUACAACCUCAUUACUCAACAUAGGAAGGAAAAGGUGACGGGUGGUGAUGCAAAUGCUGCAAUAAGCUACCUGAGAGGUAAAGCUGGGAAUGAUUCUUAUUUCUUUGGAAAGUACACAUUAAGUAAUGAGAAUCGAUUGGAAAAUUUGUUUUGGGUUGAUAGGACUAGCCGUAUUGAUUAUGAGUGUUUUGGGGAUGUCUUGACAUUUGAUUCGACUUACAAUAGGAACGUCUACAAUAAACCAUUUGUGAUAUUUUCUAGUAGCAAUCAUCAUGGGCAGACCAUCAUAUUUGGAUGUGGUCUUCUUGUUAAUGAGGAUAUUGGUUCAUACAAAUGGCUCUUGGAAACUUUUUUGGAAGCAAUGGAGAAUAAACACCUUAUGGCAGUUGUCACCGACGGAGAUCUUUCAAUGAGAGAAGCCAUUAAACAGGUCUUUCCUUAUGCAACACAUCGAUCUUGUGCAUGGCACUUACAUAGGAAUGCAUGCGAGAAGGUUAAGAACAGUGGAUUUUUAAAUGACUUCAAGAAAUUGAUUUAUGCUAAUGUGAGUGUUGAAGAGUUUCAGGCCAUGUGGGGAGACAUGGUGGCGAGGACAACAUCCCAGUGUGAAGGGAUUAACUCUCUAAUAAAAGCAUAUGUGAGAAAGAAAGAUACCCUUCUUGAAUUCAUCAAUAACAUGGAGACCGUUGUUAGCCAUUACAGGAACAAUGAAAGAGUUGCAGAGUUCAAUAGUAAAUAUACUGAUCCAGUACUUGUGACUUCUUUGCCAACACUUGAAGAUUUUGCUACAAAGACUUUCACUCAUAACAUGUUCCGGGAGGUCAGGAAGGAAAUUGAGGGUGCUUGUGCUAUGAAUACAGAGUUAGUAAUUCAGGAUGGUGGAAAACUAUACUUCAAGUGUAACAGUUUUGGAGUGCCAGAGUUUGAUCAUGUGGUUGAGUUUGACAGAGUUGGAGGGGAUGCUUUGUUGUGA
Arachis ipaensis is the source of this 975-nucleotide messenger RNA. RefSeq names its product protein FAR1-RELATED SEQUENCE 5-like. NCBI's taxonomy places the organism in Eukaryota, Viridiplantae, Streptophyta, Magnoliopsida, Fabales, Fabaceae. The record is from RefSeq and is a predicted model, not a curated record.